UUUUAUCAACCAGGAAGCGUAAAUACUGAACAAAAUCUUUAUUCGUGCACGUAUGUAUCGCGACUGGAUUAAAUAACAGAUAAGCGUCUUGGAUUAAGUUUGUAAGGCUAUUGAUACGCAUUGUCCAUCGCGUGUACCUCAUUACCAAUUUGCAUUUGUUCUAUAAAGCAUAGAAUGGACCUGGAGUUUUAAAACACGACGAAGAAGCUCUCGAUCUUAUAAACGUUCGAAGUUAAUUUUGCGUGUUUAACAUGAAUGAAGUAAAUAUAGAUUGUAUUUAAUGAAUAAUGGCAGAAGAAAAGGGUCUACAGCAGUAUGAAAAUGUGCCUGAGCAAGUUCUUACAUUGACUGAAGUGAGUGAAAGGGUUACUGAAUAUCCAGCUAUUGUGCGUGUAGUGCCUAAGGAAUAUGAAAUACCUGAUGCAAAAGAACUACCAGGAGGCGAGGAGAUAUUGCUUGAGAAACCAAAAUGGGUGCAAUUUGUUCUGGUUAGAAUUCUUGGUUUUGACGACGAACAACAGAAAAAGACUGAAAAAGGUGAAGAGUUCAUAGAACAGCGAAAUGACUAUGUGGGACGGGAGAUCUUGGUACCCAUAGGCUAUCAAGGAAAGUUUAAACUCGUCAAUAAGACGGGACGACAUGCUCGGUUUGUCUCUGUUGAUCAGAUAAUACGUGAUUUGCCGAGAUUUAUACGGAUUGGUCAGGAAACUGUGUAUACUCCUCCAGAACAGUCGCAUGCAACAUCCUCGUUGGCCGAAGGCACGAAACUUGAAGUUAAGUAUGUGUCAACAGUUGAAAAGAUCCGGUAUAUCAAAUGCAAGUCAAAGAAGACUUCAAGAACAUAUCUUUUCAGAGAAGAUUUUCCAAUAAAUUGCUCCGCAGCUGAAGAUCCCGAUGAGCAUACUUUCUUAAACCUGGCAGGUGAAUUUAUACUACUUCCAAAGAACGUUCAGUUCGAAAAUGUUUGGGCAGACGAUGUUGUACUCAAAGAUGACGACGAAGCCAGUACAAUGCUAACUCUGACGGGAGGACCAAUUAAGAUAUUAAAAUCCUUUGUGCGACGAAAUAUGUAUAUUGCAUGGAUGAAACCUGAAGGCACUCGUCAGACAGUUGGCUUAAUAUCUAGUAAAAUCUGGAAUAACCAGUUGGUACAACCAAAAGUUUUCAAAAGCGAAUCACAGAAAAACGAGUAUAUCAGACAACAUUUCGGGGAAAGUCUCGACUCAAACUUUGUAGUGAGUAGCCUCUACAUGAUGAAGCCAAUAGAAACAAGAGUUGUUUGGUUGCUAGCACCCAAAGUCAAAAUGACAGCUGAGAAACUUGCUGAUUAUGAAAACAUAGCAAAAACGUUGUCAGACUAUGAAAACGUGUUCAGUGAGAAUGAAGAGGAUGACAAUGAAGAUUACGAGAAACCCAUGCCGCAGGUUGUCGGGGACCCAUCAUUGCCUCCUAAAACAGUGUCACAAGUUCAAGACAUUCCACCAGAUCCUCCUCUGAUUCCAAAAAGAGAGCUGAUACUGCUUCCGACUCCUAAGGCAAGAAAAGAGGAUAUAUUACAGAAAAUAAAAGAGAAAGCAAAACUUGGCUUUGAUAAAGUCCACGAACAGCUAUUGAAGCGUUCAAAACAAAAAUCAGCUGAGGCGUAUGCCUAUAACACCAAGACCACGAAACAAAAACAGUCAAUGAUAUAUAGCCGAUCUAAAACCGAGUCAGGCGAAUUACUAGAGAGUCAACUUUCUGAAAAGAAGCGUCUUUCUAAAAAUUUAAGCGAAAGGGUGGACAACGAGAAAUCCCAUCGAUUAUCUAAGGCAUAUGAGGUCAACAGACAUAGACCUUUACCAGAGUUACCGUCAAAAGGCGAAAUCAAUAUAACCGACGAUGAUAAACUUGAUAUGUACGACGAUGUAGAAGAUAAAGAAGCAGCAUUUCUAAAGCACAUUAAAGAAAUUAGACAUCAAAAUGCAGCUGAUACAAAAUCUGAUCCAAAACUUGACACGUUGGCACGUUAUCCAGAUUUGAAAAAAAUAGGACGUGCCAGACAAACUAAAGAAGAUUUUUAUUCGUAUACUGUUCAGGAGUUGGUCGAAUGUUUAAAGAUGUGUAGUUUAGAUAAGUUUGCGAUUGAUUGCAGUACAAAUAAACUUGAUGGUGCUUUUUUCAGAGAUUUUGAUCUGAAUGAGUUAAUGUCAGAUCCUUUCAGUCUAAGUAAAUUAGAUGUCUUUAAGAUCAGAAAGAUUAUAAACGAAGGAUGGAGGCCGAAGACAGAACAGGUCUCAAAGUAGGGCCUUACUUUUGUACAAUAAGAUGGCCAUGUAAUGUAUAUAAUACAAGUUUUUUAUAUACUCAGUGUAAGAAACUGUCAACCACUUUACGCCUGUUUACCCUUAAAAUUAAGUUUGACUUGCAAGCACUAUUGCUUUUUUCCAAUGAGUAAACAUUUUUGCAUGUUCAAGUCCGUUCUAGCAUUGUGUUAUGAUAUAGCCCUCGAUAAUGUGAACGAGAGGAUUUGAGAGUUGUGAAACUCGUCGACUUUGAAUCACUUGCCCCUCACCGAAAUGGGUUCAAACUUCGCUUAGAAUUGGGUGUAGAAUUCUUCAUAUAAGGAAUCCAUGGAAGGCCGGUGGCUCUACCAAGGUGCACGCCUAUUAUAAAAUAAUGCUCGAAUGGGUAUCUGGUGUCUUACGCUACCAUCAAAAGCUGGAAAAACGCCAUAUGAUUGAUAAUUUUGUCGGUAUGACGUAAAAGCCAACAAAACAAAACAGGUGAUUUUGUGAACAUUUAGCAGCCAACCUUUUAACUGCAGACACUUUUGUGUAUUUUGUGUAAAUAGAACAGUAUUAUAACAAAUUAUUUUUUGUUGAAUUUGAUAUAUUAUAAGAAACGUAUUAUAAGUGUGAGACAUAUUUUGUAGAUGUGUUUUAAGUAUAAUGAAAGAUAUUUCUAAAAUAACGAGAUGGCAUUAGAAGUCCGAUUAUUAUUUUACACUGCGCUACAAUAGCCGCUGAACAUAUAGUUUUGAUUGUAUUGAUCACAUGUUUGACGUCGCGGGAGUGAAAUAAAGCCAUUACAUAAAUUUGAUAAAAACACUAGUAUAAUAAAGCUUUCACUUCGACGUCGCUUAAAGUAAAGGAGAAUUGACUUCUUUAUAUAUGUUAAAGAAAGUAAAUAUUUUGAUGUUUCCUCAGGAAAAGCUUACAUGUGAUUAAAAAGAAUAUUACAUUUGUGACUUAGCACAAUGAAUUUAUUCAACUCGUUGAAUAAACUCAAUAUAAAAAGACACUUAUGUAAAUCCUAUAUUUAACCUUUAGCCUGCUAAAUAUGCAAGCUGAUCUUGGUCUGCACAGGUCGCAAAGGCAAAAUCACUUGCCGUCAGCAGAUUAAAGCUUAAGUAAUAAAGUAUACAUUUCAUGAAAAGUGUUUUUCUAUGUUUUAAAAAUAAAGAAAUGAGUGUUUUGUUCCAUUUUGUUUGUAUUUAAAUUCAUGCUAUGGAUGUCAUGUUCAAAUUGUUGAUUUUAUAGUUUGUUAUGGAAAGAGAUGUAGUAACUAGAAAAUUGCAGCAGCCUUUUUGUAAGACUUGAGAAUAUUUUAUGAUUUAUUACAAGCUCUGUUUUCUAUUAUAUCAUAUUAUUUACUGCAAUAUUAAUCAAUUGAUUAUUGGUUUAUAUAAGUGAAAUAUAAUCACAGGGUAUAACUAUACAUAUCGACAAUUACAACAAAGAAAGAAAAUGAGAGAUGAAGACAAAAAUGUCCGUGAUUAAUGUACAUGUAACUGAACAAUAUAAGCACGUCUUUGUUGGAAGAAAGGAUCAGCAGAGGAAACGAUAUCCAUCUCAAGUUUAUCCCUUCUUGUGUGAUUAUAUAGAAAAGUUCGACUUCAGUAUAUUUUAUGUUUUUGUUAGUGGCUUUAAUACUAUUUCAAACGGUGCAAGGGAGAUCAUUCAAAUUGCUUUUUAUUUACUCAUUUGCCGUGUCUGCAUUUGAAAUCAGCAUUUCAAAGGACGAUUGUGGUCGUGUUAAGUAGUGAAAGUCUACAUAGUGUUAAUAAAAUGUUUAAGUACUUUAAGAAGAUUUGUGUUUAAUAAUAAAAUUGUUGCCUUUAUAUUUGUUUCACAAAAUGUAAUUGUUAAAUUGUUAUUCUCAAGACAACAAAAAUGAAUUUUAGUGUCAUA
Mercenaria mercenaria is the source of this 4169-nucleotide messenger RNA. RefSeq lists its product as uncharacterized. NCBI's taxonomy places the organism in Eukaryota, Metazoa, Mollusca, Bivalvia, Venerida, Veneridae. The record is from RefSeq and is a predicted model, not a curated record. Bases 288 to 2282 code for a protein of 664 amino acids. The transcript is spliced from 7 exons.